AUGCCCCGCGCCAAGAAAGAAACCCAAGCCGAGAUUACACAACGCACUAUGGAAGAGAUGCAGACACAACUUGCUCAACUUAGUCAAGCAAUGCAAGGUCUUUUAGCUCAACGUAAUGCCGCCACACCAGUAGAAGAACAAGACGAUGAACAGUCCGAUCACGAUGACGAUGCAAACCCAUUUGCAGUUCUUGGAGCAAAUCAACAAAUAGCUCAACCAGCUCAACUUAACGAGCGAUGGGAUCGGAGCUUUAAAUUCAAAAUACAGAGUUCCAUGGCAGCCAGGAUUGAUAUUCAUGAUUCAGACAGGCAACCCGUGGCCCGCUUCAUCGGGGGCUUACGACAACAGAUUCAAUACACAUUGAAUUUGUUUAACCCGCUCACAUUAUCUGAAGCUCAUCAACAUGCCUUAACAGUCGAAGCACAGAGCAAGACAGGUGCCACACCAUGGAACUUGACUCGACAGUGGCGAACGACCCCGACUCCAUCAACAACUACUCCACCAACACUGGCUACCCCAACCGAAACGACCAUCGUUCCAGUUGAUACAGCAACACGUCCAGCUCGUACUGGCAAUUUGUGUUGCUUUGCUUGCGGAGAACUCGGUCAUUGCCAAGCAAAUUGCCCAACCCGCAACAAACGAAGCCUUUUACUUGACUCGUCUGGUAGCGACGUCGAACUAGAAGAUGAUGACGAUGUUCUAGAUGACGAUCAUGAAGAAUUAAUAGCAGAUACUGGAGUUUCGCUAAUGUUACGACGCUCCUGCCUUGCCCCUCGUGUUAACGGAGACUUCCCGCAACGCAACAACCUUUGUCGUUCCCGAUGUACUAUCGAAGGCAAAGUUUGUAAACUUAUUAUAGCCUCUGGUAGCAGCGAGAACAUCAUUGCUGCAGAUGCCGUUAAAAAGUUAUCUCUCAAAGACGAGCUGCAUCCGACUCCUUAUAAACUCGCGUGGUUAUAG
Brassica oleracea var. oleracea is the source of this 960-nucleotide messenger RNA. RefSeq lists its product as uncharacterized. NCBI's taxonomy places the organism in Eukaryota, Viridiplantae, Streptophyta, Magnoliopsida, Brassicales, Brassicaceae. Gene Ontology annotation, molecular function: zinc ion binding; nucleic acid binding. The transcript is spliced from 2 exons. Bases 1 to 960 code for a protein of 319 amino acids. The record is from RefSeq and is a predicted model, not a curated record.